Messenger RNA from Pneumocystis jirovecii RU7, 1728 nucleotides. RefSeq lists its product as uncharacterized. Lineage: Eukaryota; Fungi; Ascomycota; Pneumocystomycetes; Pneumocystales; Pneumocystaceae. The coding region runs from base 1 to 1728 and encodes 575 amino acids. Gene Ontology annotation, cellular component: spliceosomal complex. The transcript is spliced from 9 exons. The record is from RefSeq and is a predicted model, not a curated record.
AUGGAAAUUGAUGAAUUAUUUAAAAAACCUGAAUUUAUUCCAAAAAAACGCAAAAUUACACCUGUUAAUCCAUUAGAAACAUUUAAAAAAAAUCAAGACAUUUACGUUGGAGAAAAUAAUCAAAAAAAUGGUUCAUUUACUACUGCUUCUGAAAAUUCUGUGUUCUCUGGAGUGGAGGAGGAUGAUGAACGAUUUUUCGGUGGUGGUUUAACAAAAACACAGGAAGAUAUUUUAGAUCUCAUGGACGAAAACGAUAAAAAUGAUUUUGUUGGGCCUGAAAUAGUAGAUGCUUCUCUUCUUAAGAAAUUAGUUCUUAAGCUUGAAAGAGGAAUUACAAAAAAUCAAGAGUUACGAAUUAAGUAUUCAGAAAAUCCUGAAAAAUUUCUUUUAUCUGAAGCUGAUUUGGAUUCUGAUAUUAAGGCUCUUUCUGUAUUUUCUAGUUAUCCAGAAUUAUAUCCUGAAAUGAUACGUUUAAGAUGUUUUGAUUCAUUGAUUAGUCUUCUGUCUCAUGAGAAUGCUGAUAUCGCUAUAGCAGUAUUAGAACUUUUUGAUGAAUUAAUAGAUGAUGAUAUUGAUUAUGAUCAAAAUCAAAUGAAAUCUUUGAUUAAUACUUUGAUUGAAUCGCAAUUAUUAAAAGCUUUGAUGGAUAAUAUUUCUCGUCUAAAUGAGUCUAAUGAAUUAGAUAAGCGUGGUGUAUAUUAUACUUUGAGUAUUUUUGAGAACAUUUCUUCAUUUUCGCCUAUUUUUUCUGAAAAUGCAGUUUCUUCCACAAAUAUUUUGGAUUGGCUGCUUAAAAGACUUCAAAUAAAAGAGUUUCCUAUUUCUCAAAAUAAACAAUAUGUUGCAGAAUUAUUAGCUAUUUAUAUAUCAUCGAGUUCCUUUAUACGAAAAAAAUUUAUUAAUUUAAAUGGUGUUGAUAUAUUGUUACAUGUUCUUAGUCCUUAUCGUAAAAGAGACCCUGUUAAAGAUAUUGAAGAAGAAUUUGUGGAAAAUAUUUUUGACUGUUUAUGUUCUCUUUUACAAGAGCAGGAAGGGAAAGAAAAGUUCGUUGAAGCAGAGGGUAUUGAAUUAUGUUUAAUAAUGUUAAGAGAUGGAAAAUUCUGUAAAUACCGUAGUUUAAAAGUUUUAGAUCAUGCUCUUUGUGGAUUACAUGGUAUAACUUGUUGUGAAAGGCUUGUUGAGGCUGCUGGAUUAAGAAGUAUUUUUUCUAUUUUUAUGAAAAAGGUUUCAUUUAAAGCUAUAGAAUAUCUAUUAGGAAUAUUUUCCUCUCUUCUACGAUCAUUACCUAUAGAUUCUGCAUCACGUAUUCGGAUAUUGGCUAAAUUUGUAGAAAAAGAUUAUGAAAAGAUAUCACGGAUUAUAGAGUUAAGAAGAUUUUAUGAAGCUCGUGUUGAUUCUACUAAUGAAAAAAUAAAGAAAGAACUUGAAAGAUUAAAUCAAAAUGAAAGAGAAGAAAAAGAAUCUGAAAUUUAUAUUGAUCUUUUAGAUUCUGGGCUUUAUUGUUUGCAAGCAAUAGAUUUGAUUUUAGCAUGGUUAUGUGUAGAAGAUUUAGGAGUAAAAAAAAAAGUUUUGGAAUUAUUGAAAACAUAUGGCAAAGAUAUUUCUUCUAUUAAGACAGUUCUUCAGGAAUAUAUAAAUAAUAUGAGCGUUGAUGAUAUUGAAAGUGACAAAUUGCAGAAUAUUGAAGAUGGAAAAGAAAUAGCGAAAACAUUAUUAGAGCUUUUAUAG